Symbiodinium natans is the source of this 2517-nucleotide messenger RNA. NCBI's taxonomy places the organism in Eukaryota, Dinophyceae, Suessiales, Symbiodiniaceae. The record is from the annotation of a GenBank genome assembly.
AUGGAGAAGAGUGCAGCACAGUGUCUCGUGGAUUUGAUCCCGAAGCUCCGGCAGCGGCUCCAGGACACACCGCGGUCUGCGCGGGCUCCGCGCACCCCUCCCAAGAUCGCGAGACGUGCGCCGAAGCCCAAGGCAGUGGCUCGGGACAAUCAGACCGAAGGGGCCAUGGCCAGCAGGCAGCCUUCAGAAGACCUGAAGGCCACUUCAGCGCCGAUCCCGGCCCCUCACACGCCGCCUUGGAGCGAUGUUGCGAAGGCAGAUACAGCGAGUGUCGCCAACGCAUUGAUUGCGGCUCCUUCUACCCCUCCUCGGCCAGCAAGUAACCAGCCGCAGGUCGUGCCUGCGAGGUUUCGGGUAGAGCUGGUCGAGCAGCUCAUGCAGCCGCAUUUGAGCCAUCCGAGCCCGGCCGUCGCUGCUGGGGCUGGUGGCGAGAGGCCCAAGGCACCAGCACUCCCACAAGCAGCUCCCAGACCUAAGGUGAUUCCCACAAGGAAGCCUCAAGCACCACUCUCGGCUGCCGUGUCGCUAAAGACCGCGCGACCAAAGGUGAUGCCAUCACCGCCAUCUCCGCUGUCUCCGCAAUCUCCGCAGCCUCCGCCUGCGCCGGCUCCGCUGACUCCGCCUCGCGAGCCUUCCGGGAUGCACUGCGAGCCGGCAACGGCCCAAGAGGCGAACCCGCCGAAGGAGCGCCAGAGCGCCCUGAGACGCAAGGCAGUGCCAAAACCAUCAAGAGCUUCGAUGCCUGCAGAACUGGCGGUGGACUUGACCACCGCUCCCGACGAAGUGCAGGUGCUAGCGGAAAGGCCCGGAACUGGUUUGACGGGUGUCUUGGCCGGGGGCUUCGCCGAGGAGGUGGAGAUGGUGGACUCGAGCCAGGAAGCCAUGAAGAUUGAGAAUCAGCGGAAGAGACAGCAGCAAAAAGGGCCAAAACUGUUGCAAGCCAAGCCAAAACCUCUUGCGUCCAAGCCCGACGAGCUGUCCGAAGAGCAACGCUUUCAAAAGGCCCAGGAGGAACAGCAGGAGGAAUGGUCCUGGUCCCAACCCGAAGAGCAACUCCUUGCUGAAAAGGAGGCCCAGGACGAACAGCAGGAGGAAUGGUCGUGGUGGCAGGAGCAGAAAGCCGAACCCGAAGAGCAACUCCUUGAAAAGGAGGCCCUGGACGCAAAAGUGGAGGAAUGGUCGUGGUGGCAGCAGCAGAAAGCCCAACCCGAAGAGCUCGAACAGGAGGCCCAAGACGAAAAGAUGGAGGAGUGGUCGUGCUGGCAGCAGCAGAAAGCCCAACCCGAAGAGCAACUCCUCGAACAGGAGGCCCAAGAAGAACGGCAAGAGGAGUGGUGGUGGCAGCAGCAACAGCGAAGCUUCGCUGAGGCUGUCGCGCCCGUUCCAGAGUGUGAUGGUCCUGUGGCGAUGUCAGCAGACUUUGCUGAAGAUCAGACUGAGGAGCCCAUGGAAACUGUGGAAACUGUAGCUGAAGAGACCGCAACGGAGUCAAUGGAGGAGCCAGACGUCGAAACGGAGAUGUCUGAGACACUCUUGGACGCUCUCGAGGCGCAGAUCUCGGCAGAAGCAGAACGAGUUCAAGAACUGGAGAGGCAGCUGCGAGCCGAUUCGGUAGGCCCGGUAGGCUCGGACACCGAGACGGAGACCGAGGAGGAGGCGGAGACCCGCCCCGCAAAGGUACCGAAGCUCCAUGAAGAUGCUAAGCACUUGAUCCACCGUUACGGAGCCUCCCAUAGCCUGCUUCUUACGAGCCCAUCCACUCCACCUCUGGAGCAAGAGCUGCCAACGCCCACUGGGCCCACUGGGCCCGCCGGUUUCAGUGACGCUGACGCUGACCUUGCUGCCCCGCGUACUCCUCCGCUUUGGGAGAGCCCCGAGGCUGUGCAAGGUGUGGCGCCACUCCUCGCAAAUCUGCUCUCUGGUGACUCUGGUGGCUUCCCUGCGACUGCAGGCUCUGCAGGAGUGACGCAUGCGCAAUGUUCGCCGAAAAGCCCUCCCACAGCUCCCACGCCCAUGGCCAAACCGGAGUUGCCAGAGGUAGAUGCCCCGCCAGACCCAGAGGAGCCACCUCAGACAGCUCGAGGCAGCCUUGCCCCAGAACCGCAAGUUGUCCCGCUGCUGUUACAGUCACAGCCGCCACAGCCUGCGAGCGCCUUCAUUCCACAGGAGUGGACGGCUGCUGCAAACAGCAGCAGGCGUGCAUCGACACUGGAGGAACUUGUGGGUCAGCCCACGCCGACGUUACCAAUGCCGCCUGUGGUCACCGGCCCAGAAAGGGAGACAGUGAAGACAGAAGAUGGACUCCACAAUGCAUUGAUUCGGGCCGUCUUGGAUGUGGUUCCGGGGUCAGUUCCACAAAGUCCGCACGAACCGGCUACAAUGGCAGCUGCUGCUGGAACCAUGUUUGCCUCAGCCAUGGAGUUGUACAGAGACAGCAUGCUGAUGAGCUCGGCUGCCACCUCCCUGGCAGAACGCAUGUGGUUGGGCGACUGCGACUUGGUCUCUUCGGCGGAAUGA